Messenger RNA from Acanthopagrus latus (yellowfin seabream), 1717 nucleotides. Its product is annotated as E3 SUMO-protein ligase ZBED1-like. Lineage: Eukaryota; Metazoa; Chordata; Actinopteri; Spariformes; Sparidae. The record is from RefSeq and is a predicted model, not a curated record. Bases 197 to 955 code for a protein of 252 amino acids. The transcript is spliced from 5 exons.
CUCUCCACUCAGAAUCCCUCAGCCCAAGAAGGGGGAGGAGCAUACGCAUCCUGGAAUAACACCUAUAGCUAACGAAGAAGAUGCCGGGCCACUGACUGGGGACCACUGGACAUCUGUCAACAACGAUAACUACCUCGGCGUUACUGUACACCUCAUCGAUGCCAGCUGGGAACUUCACUCCUUCGCUUUAGGUGUGAUGAAAACAGAGGAGCGUCACUUUGCAGAAGCGUGUGCCAGGCAGUUUCUCGACGGCGCUAAUCAGUGGGGGAUAACUGACAAAGUCAGCACUAUUGGAACAGACAGCGCUCCUAAUAUGGUGGCAGCAGGGAGGAUACUUCCAUUUGAGCAUUUGCCCUGUGUUGCGCAUGUUGUACAGAGAGCUAUUGUAAUGUCACUUCGGGAAGGUGGUUUUGAUGGUGCACUGGCCAAGUGCAGUAAAGUGGUCGGACAUUUCAAACACAGUCCGGCCAACUCAGACGAGCUGAAUGUCCAGCAAGCCUCCCUUGGACAAGCUCAGGAGCCACUCGUGCAAGAUGUUCCAACACGGUGGAAUUCCACCCUUGAGAUGAUCAGGCGCGUGAGGCGCAACAGCGACACUCUGCACACAAUGCUGUCUCAGCAGAGGCACAAUCUGGCCCUUCCAACAAAUGCUGAAUAUGAGAAGUUGGCAAACCUAGAGAAACUGCUGGAGCCAUGCAGGUACAUCACUGAGCUCCUAGGUGGGGAUAAGUAUGCAUCCUGCUCUGUGGUUCUACCUGCCCUGUGCCACCUCCAGCAUGCGAUGAAGAUCUCAGAUGAUGAACCUGCCUAUGUUGUGCGAUUCAAGGCUGCCUUCACCCAGGACCUCAACGAGCGGAAGGAGAAAAUAAACCUGGAAUGGCUUAAGAUACUUUUCAGGUGCAGACUCCAUAAAGCAUGUGAAAGAUGCACUCACUCAGGAACUUUAGGAAGCUAACUUGAGGAGCAGCAGAGCUGCAUCUGAGGCUUCAGAGCCAGCAGACGAGGCCCCUCGGUUGGAAACAGCAGCAGGAACGUCAGCAGCAGCAGGAUCACCACCACCACCACCACCACCAAGUAAGCGCAGCUUAAUGAAGGAAUUUGAUAGAUUCUGGAGGAGCGUGAGGAUCCAGGUGAAGCAAGCAACACAAGAACUGCUGCUCAAGUGCAUACUUUUUUUACUGAGAGAACAAUUGCUACCUCAGAAAACUCUUACUAUUGCUGGGGAGUCAACAGGGAUCAGUUUCCUAACCUUGCUGCCACUGCCAGAAAGUUCCUUUGUGCCCCUUGCACAAGUGUAGAAAGCAAGAGACUGUUCAGUACAGCCUCCAACAUUGUGGACGAAAAGAGGAACAGAUUGACACCAUAGAGAACAGAAAUGCUUAUUUUCAUGAAGAAAAACCGGCCAUUGCUCCUGAAGUGAGUACUGUAUUUUGAGCAGGUCAGGUGUGAGCACAAAAUGCUUACAUUUUAUCUAUGGUAGUUACCUGUUUUGAUUUUGAUUUUCUAAAUGUUUUGGAAGUGUUAGGCUACUUGUGUUUAUUUUGUUUUGUUAUUAUUAAAUUAAUUAAGCCACUUCUGUUUGUUGGGUUAAGCUGCUAUAUUUUAUAUUAGAUUAGAUUUUGAAUAUCUGUUUGCACAUCUGUUUAUUUUGUAUGUUUGAACAAGUUAAUUAAGCCACUUGUUAGCUGUUAUAUUUUAUAUUAGAUUAGAUUUUGAA